AUGAAGGAGACUGUGUCUACUCUGUCGGCCAGCGAAACCAUGAGACCAGAGAAGCGAGGUUACAUAUUUAGAGAUACGGCUCUCGUCAUCAGCCGAACAACGACAAACAGAUGCAUUGUGGGAAUGCUGUACCUCUUUGUCAAGUUCCUCUUCUGCGUCAAUCUGUUGGCACAGUUUAUUUUUCUCACUGUGGUUGUCAAGGACAGAAUUGGCAUUGAAGCUAAUGCUACAGAAAUAUUAAGUUGUAAUGAAACCACAGUUCCUGCCUUUCCGCGAAACGUUCUGUGUGACAUACACAUUAAACACUUUGAGAACAUCCAAAGCUACACAUUAACGUGCGAUCUGGUAAUAAACGACGAGUUUGAGAAAUUCUAUGUCGUCCUUUGGUUCUGGGUACUGGCUGUAUUUUUAGUCUCUGCUGUCAACUUCAUGAUGUGGUUCGCCUGUCUGUUUGUUGCAUGCGUCAGGACGUCACGUAUCACGUCCUACGUCACUGCGUUUAAUAGGGAUGCACACCGGACGAAACUGAAGUACACUCUGACGCAGCAGAACCAUGAACUAUCUGCAAAAGGACUGCCAUGGCGCAAAGAACACGGAAAGAACACUGCAUACAACAGGACAUCAGCGUUACUGAUGACUCAUCAGGAACGAAUACUUGCCUAG
Messenger RNA from Gigantopelta aegis, 663 nucleotides. Its product is annotated as innexin-19-like. Gene Ontology annotation, cellular component: plasma membrane; gap junction. The transcript has 2 exons. Gene Ontology annotation, molecular function: gap junction channel activity. The coding region runs from base 1 to 663 and encodes 220 amino acids. The record is from RefSeq and is a predicted model, not a curated record. NCBI's taxonomy places the organism in Eukaryota, Metazoa, Mollusca, Gastropoda, Neomphalida, Peltospiridae.